CAACCCAUCUCUCUUUCCUUUAUAUUAAUCUUUCCACACCCUUGAGAGCCUCAGGGCUCAAACUCAAUCCAGCUCUCACAAACUCACACUCAUACACAUAAUAUUCACACACUUUUGGGUUCUUUUUCUCUUUGUGUUACAAAACAAAAAAAAAGACGAGAGAAAUUUUUUUUUUUUAAAUAAAUAAAUAAGAAGAAGAAGCAAGCAAGCUAGCUAGCUAGCAAAAGAUGGCUUCCCCACCAGACACAAGCAAGACCAUAAAGCUAGAGCGCUACAACAGCUACCUCCGGAGAGUGAACAGCACGAAGCUCCUCAACGCCUCCUCCAAGAUUUUAUUCCGAGCCACUCUCCUCAUCGCGCUUGCGCUCAUCUUCUACUUCACCGUCAAUUAUCCGCCGCUUUCCGAUAAUCCCCACCAUGUGCACACCCACCACAACUUCCUCUCAUCUGCCCUCUACGGCCCUCGAUCUGGCGGCGCAGCCUGGGAGAAGCAAGUGCGGCACUCGUCCACCCCGCGCCGCCCCAACGGCAUGUCCGUGCUUGUCACCGGCGCCGGAGGCUUCAUCGGUUCCCACUGCUCGCUGGCGUUGAAAAAGCGCGGCGACGGCGUGCUCGGUCUCGACAACUUCAACGACUACUACGACCCGUCGUUGAAGCGCGCCAGGCAAGCGCUGCUGCUCAAACACCAAGUGUUCAUCGUGGAAGGGGAUUUGAACGACGGCCCAUUGCUUAAAAAGCUAUUCGACGUCGUUCCGUUCACGCACAUCCUCCACCUCGCCGCCCAAGCCGGCGUUCGGUACGCCAUGCAGAACCCGCAGUCGUACGUGAGCUCCAACAUUGCCGGGUUUGUGAAUCUCCUGGAAGUGGCGAAGGCUGUGAAUCCUCAACCGGCGAUCGUCUGGGCGUCGUCCAGCUCCGUCUACGGCCUCAACACCGAAAACCCAUUCUCCGAAAUGCACCGGACCGACCAGCCCGCCAGUCUCUACGCCGCCACCAAGAAAGCCGGCGAAGAAAUCGCCCACACCUACAACCACAUCUACGGCCUCUCCCUCACCGGCCUGAGAUUCUUCACGGUGUACGGACCUUGGGGGAGACCAGACAUGGCCUACUUCUUCUUCACAAAGGACAUCCUACAUGGCAAGACCAUUGACGUCUACCAGACGCAGGACGAGAAGGAGGUGGCGCGUGACUUCACGUACAUCGACGACGUCGUCAAAGGGUGCCUCGGAGCGCUAGACACGGCGGAGAAGAGCACCGGUAGCGGCGGCAAGAAGCGCGGCCCGGCGCAGCUGAGAGUCUACAAUCUGGGAAACACGUCGCCGGUGCCGGUGGGAAAGUUGGUGUCCAUAUUGGAGAAUUUGCUAAGCACCAAGGCUAAGAAGCACGUGAUCAAGAUGCCGCGUAACGGAGACGUGCCCUUCACGCAUGCCAAUGUGAGCUUGGCCUUCAGGGAUUUCGGAUACAAGCCCUCCACGGAUUUGGCUGCCGGGUUGAGGAAAUUCGUCAAAUGGUAUGUAAAUUAUUAUGGGAUUGAAUCCAAAUUCAAGAAGGAAAAUAAGUUCGGCAACGAGCGUCCAGAAGAAUCCGAUUGAUGAUGGUAAAUGCUCGUAAUUAAUCAUCACAUGGGUGACUUUUGUUUUUUUCUGCUGAAUUAAUUUCUGCUUCUUUUUUUUUUUUUUAAUAUAAGUUAUUGUUGGGAUGGAUCAAAUUGUACUUGAAGAAGCUGUUCUUGUUGUAACAUAGAGAUAUAUAAAUUUGUUAUAGGAGAUGAUGAAGAAGAAGAAGAAAAAAGAAAAAAAUUAAGAAUUUGUGGGAGAGAUCGGGGAAGUGUAGAUCUGAGGUGGGGGGAGGGUGGUGUAAUAAUGUGGGUGGGGUCUGCUAGAAAGCUUGCAGAUCUCAGCCGUUGCUUUGAUAUAAAAGAAAGAAAGAAAUUUGUGAUUGAACAACAACAAUGAUAACGAUGGCCUCAAGAAUCUUGUAUGCCCUUUUAUU
Corylus avellana is the source of this 1992-nucleotide messenger RNA. RefSeq names its product UDP-D-glucuronate 4-epimerase 6 (gene GAE6). NCBI's taxonomy places the organism in Eukaryota, Viridiplantae, Streptophyta, Magnoliopsida, Fagales, Betulaceae. The record is from RefSeq and is a predicted model, not a curated record.